AGCAGGGGGGACAGGAGGCCGCGGCUGUGCGCUCCAGCUCAGCCCGGGAGUCCAGGGCCCGGGGGGGAGAGGAGACGAGGCAGGCGGAUGCGGGGAGCUGCCAAGCCAGCCCUUCCCUGGCCCCCUCAGCCCGCGGGGUGGGGCGCGUGAGCCUCCGCAGGCCACCCGCGGAGCUGGGACGUGGCGUGAGACGGGGAAGCCGAGACCUUCCUCUGCUCUCCGCACCCUCGAUGCCAGACGAGUGAGGGUCCCGGCCCGGCCCCGCCAGCCAUGGCCUCGCAGGACGGGCUGCAGUACCGGGCACUGUAUGAGUACCAAAAGGCGCGGGACGAAGACCUGGCGCUGGCCCCCGGGGACCUGCUGACGGUGAGCGUGGCAGGGCUGCCCGAGGGGGACGAGCGGAGCCCCCAGGGCUGGCUCAGCGGCCUCAACGAGCGCACCAAGGAGCGCGGAGACUUCCCGGGCACCUAUGUGGAGUACGUGGGGCCCGUCAGGGUCAUGGCCAUCGCCCCCAAAGCCAGGCCCCGGCCCGUGCCACCCGCCCCACCCGGGGCGCCUGCCGGCCAGCUUCGAGGGCCCAUGGAGGCCGCGGAGCACACGUCUCUCCCCGAGCAAGCCCCCGUGGCCAUCAGGAGGCUCCUGGAAGCUUUGGAGAAACAAGGUGUCGAGAGCGAGGCCCUGUACCGAUCCCUGCCCGGCGCCGCCGGCCACCCCGAGCUCCGGCAGGCCCUGCUGACGGACCCCUCGGCCGUCGACUUGGACUCCUACGACGGGCCGGCCCUGGCCGAGGCGCUGACAUGGUACCUGCAGGAGCUGCCGGGCCCCAUGGUCCCCCCGGCCGUGUACAGUGAGCUGGUCUACGCUGCUCAAGAGACCCCGAGCCUGGAGGAAUGCAGCCAGCGCGUGAGGGCCGUCCUGGAGACCGCCGGCCUGCCCCCGCCGCAUCGCCUCCUGCUCCAGCACCUCAGCCCCCACUUCUGCCAACGGCGGCUGGAGCCGGCCGGCCGCCCGGGCGCUGGCACGGAGGUGAACCCGGAGCACCACGCGAAGAUCAUCGAGGCGCUCGUCCUGGCUGGAGACACGGCCGAGAGGGACGUGGCACCCGCGCCGCCGAGUCCUGGUUCUGGCCUCGCCUCUGCCACCUGGCUCAAGGUCACGGUGGUCGGCUUUACCGUGUCCCCCAGUUGCACCGAGCGGUUGUUUCGCAGGUGCCGGUUGUCAGGAUCGACUGGGCCAUAG
Molecule: messenger RNA, 1239 nt
Organism: Alligator sinensis (Chinese alligator)
Lineage: Eukaryota; Metazoa; Chordata; Crocodylia; Alligatoridae
Product: phosphatidylinositol 3-kinase regulatory subunit alpha-like
Exons: 9
Coding region: 271-1239 (322 amino acids)
Biological process (GO): signal transduction; regulation of GTPase activity
Molecular function (GO): GTPase activator activity; protein binding
Source: RefSeq, a predicted model, not a curated record